GGAGCACCCUGCUUUAACUGACCAAUCCGCUGAGAUCAGCGAAUCAGCGCAGGACCACGCCAACAUGCCGCAAAGCACGCUGGGACUUCCUUUCUUUCCGAGGCCAUAUUGGAGCAACAGACUUGUUGUCCAGAACGGAGUAAAUCGCAGCUAUGGUGGCCGCCAAGAAGACGAAAAAGUCCCUGGAGUCCAUCAACUCCCGUCUCCAGCUGGUGAUGAAGAGCGGUAAAUAUGUCCUGGGAUACAAGCAGUCUCAGAAGAUGAUCCGCCAGGGAAAAGCCAAGCUGGUCAUCCUGGCCAACAACACACCUGCCCUCAGGAAGUCUGAAGUGGAGUACUACGCCAUGUUGGCCAAGACAGGCGUCCAUCACUACAGUGGGAACAACAUCGAGCUGGGCACGGCCUGUGGGAAGUACUUCAGGGUGUGCACCCUGGCCAUCAUCGACCCCGGUGAUUCUGACAUCAUCAGGAGUAUGCCAGACCAGCCGCAGGGGGAGAAGUAGACAUUUCACACUCGAUGUUAAAAAAUAAACUGUUUUCUAUGGUC
Molecule: messenger RNA, 547 nt
Organism: Oncorhynchus keta (chum salmon)
Lineage: Eukaryota; Metazoa; Chordata; Actinopteri; Salmoniformes; Salmonidae
Product: 60S ribosomal protein L30
Exons: 5
Coding region: 153-503 (116 amino acids)
Cellular component (GO): cytosolic large ribosomal subunit
Molecular function (GO): structural constituent of ribosome; RNA binding
Source: RefSeq, a predicted model, not a curated record